UUGGACUCAUCACGAAACUGGUAUACUAAAUCCCUCAAUAUUUUGAAGUUAAAUUCAGCUUUGAUUCAUUCAAUUUUGUGGUGUUGAAGGAAGUUUUGGCUUCUCCUGCAUUUACUCUGUGUGAUAUAUUUCUGUAGUUACCAUGGAAGAAGAGGACAAUGCGGUUGAGCUUCUACAAAGAUAUCGGCGGGAUAGGCGUAUACUUCUUGAUUUUAUACUUUCUGGUAGCUUAAUUAAGAAAGUAGUAAUGCCCCCCGGCGCGGUUUCAUUGGAUGAUGUGGAUCUAGAUCAAGUCAGUGUUGAAUAUGUACUUGGUUGUGUGAAGAAAGGAGGGAUGCUUGAACUGUCAGAAGCUAUUAGAGAUUACCAUGACAGUACUCUUUUCCCACAUAUGAUAAAUAAUAUGGGUUCUACAGAUGAGUUUUUUUUGGUCACAAAUUCCGAAUCUUCAGGCUCACCACCAAAACGGGCUCCACCAUCUGCUCCUUUGUUUACACCAUCCCCCAUUAUGCCAAGUCUUUUAAAAUCACAAUCUCUUAGCUCCACACAUGUGGAAGAGUCUCUUGAUUCCAUGCAUGUUGAAGAGUCUCUUAACUCCACACAAGUGCAAGAACUAUCAGUUGAUGACAUUGAUGAUUUUGAGGAUGAUGAUGAUUUAGAAGAAGUUGACAGCCGUAGGACUUCAAGACGAAUUCCAAAUGAUGCCUCUGAUCUUGCAUUAGGAUUGCCUUCAUUUGCAACAGGUAAAAUGGCCAUGAAUGUUUAUUCUGAUAUCAAAAUGAUCAUGAAUGUUUAUUCUCACUUCAAGGCAUUAGGAUUGCAUUCAUUGACUUCAAGACUAAUGCCAAACUUAUGUCAUUCUGAUGUCAUGCUGUGGUCUUUUGAAAGUGAUGGCAAUAUGUUUAUUCUUCUUUCUGUAGUUACAGUUGAUAAUUAGGUUACAUCUACAUCU
This is a messenger RNA of Camellia sinensis, 952 nucleotides long. The record is from RefSeq and is a predicted model, not a curated record. NCBI's taxonomy places the organism in Eukaryota, Viridiplantae, Streptophyta, Magnoliopsida, Ericales, Theaceae.